CUACACUGUGUACAAAAGGUUGUUUACUCGUUGCUAUGCUUGCUAGUUCACGUUCAUCACAAACAAAGUUUCAUCUGAAAGGCUUUGAUUGCUCCGACAGAGUCAUGGCUUACGGAUUCCAUAUAGACGGAAUAAGUCCUUAUAUGGGCAGCGAUUUUGAAGUGAAUCCAAACUUGUAUGAACCUUGGGCAGAUAGCGAGGAAGCAGAGGACACAUUGAUAGAGAAGUUGGUAGGCCGAGUGAUAUUAGCCAGCAUUCACGGAGAAGGAUACGGAAUCACUAGUGAAGAAGACGGCCGGCUGAUGACACACGAAGAGGCCUCAAACGAUCUGAAAAGAAUUCAGACUUCUAGCCAUAGUAAAAAACGGCACCAUCAAAAACAGAGGAAAAGACAAAAGAAAGGAAGAAAAGAAGACAAGGAAUGUGGAGUCACCGUGAAAAAUGCCCACCCCAUGUACCCCUGGGUUAAUGUAAAACUACCAAAUUUCAGGUAUAUGGUUUUAUCUGAAGUGGAAUCUCGUGCGCGAGCAGUUCACGAUUACUACGCCAAGCAGUGGUGUGGGGUAUUGGACGAUAGGUUCCGUAGCUACGUAGACCUACAUAGAAGUCUGGAGAGAGAAAAAAGACUGGGUGAAAAAUUACAGCAAGCAUUAGAAGAAAUUCACCACCAACGAAAGGAAAACGAGAAUCUCAAGACUGAGAUUGAAAAUAUAAAGAAAUCGAGAAAACAGAGGAGGAAGGACGCCAAAUUGCAACGAAUGCAAGAUUUACAGGUAAAAGAUGAACAGACCGAACUCGAUCUAAUAAGGGAGGACCAGAUACAAGAGAAACUACAUGAGGGAGGAGAAGCAUCCAAGGGAAGAAAUAAAAACAAAGCAGACGAUCAUCAGAGGAAGACUGAGGAUGGGAAGGGGGGAGUUGGGGAGGGUUCAAAAAAGAAGAAGAGAAAUCGUAAACGAAGAAAAAACAGAGCAGAGAAAAAUGGUGGCACAGAAUCAGAUAUAUUAGAACCCCAUGUAGAAAAAACAGAAAAGGCCGAAAUAUGUCAUAAGCAGCAACAAGAUGAUUCCGAAAAACCGGAAAUCAAUUCUUUUAUACAGACUGCCGCCAAUAAUGAUAAUGAAGAAAACGGGGGAUUAGAGAAUAACAAAUUACCGUCCGUAGUACUUCAGAAAAUCAUAGAGAAUAAAAACAAAAAAUCCAGUUCAGAGAAACUUCAGACGAUGGAGGAUGUAAUUACUAAGAUGAUAGAAACACUCUCUAAGUCGACAGGGGGUGGGGGUGUGAAGGACGAGGAAGGAGAAGGGACAUUUUACUCCGGGGAGCCCGCUCAAGCCACACUAGCGCCCGAGAACCCAGAAAAGAAACCACCAAGUUCAUGUACUUCAAGGAAAAUGGAAACCGGAAAUGGUGAUGAAAAUACCAGGAAGUCCGGAAAUGGUGAUGAAAAUUAGGCAACUGCGGUGUUGGAGUGAUAUGGAUUUUUGUUAUGUGUUGCUGCUGAUUGAUAGAUCAAGACUUUUUUUUCAAUUCAGUACUAAAUUCUUUUAGUAUAACAUCUGUUUAGAUUCCAUUAAUUAUCCCUUUAAAAUUUCCUUUUUUCUUUUCCUGCUUGAUUUUAACCAAGAAAAUAUUGUUUUAUAAUCUUUAGAGGUCAAUAAAAAAAUUAUUUCAAUGAU
This is a messenger RNA of Saccostrea cuccullata (small rock oyster), 1679 nucleotides long. RefSeq lists its product as uncharacterized. The coding region runs from base 36 to 1454 and encodes 472 amino acids. The record is from RefSeq and is a predicted model, not a curated record. NCBI's taxonomy places the organism in Eukaryota, Metazoa, Mollusca, Bivalvia, Ostreida, Ostreidae. The transcript has 5 exons.